ACGCAGAGACAACGAACUGGGAUACUUUACUCCCAUACGCUACUUUUUCUUAUAAUAGUAGUAAACAUGCUGCUACGAAAUUUAGCCCAUACGAACUAGUGUUCGGCAAGGUUCCCGAAUUUCCAAUGAAAUCAAAUCAAAAAAUUGAUCCAGUCUAUAAUUAUGACAAUUUUGCUUAUGAUAUGAAGUACAAAUUUCAAAAAAUUCGACAAAUUGCUAAAGAAAAUUUAAUAUCAGCAAAAGAGCAUGUAAAAGAAAAAGUAGAUAAAACGUCGAAACCUGUUACUUAUAAAAUAGGUGAUUUAGUGUUUGUCAAACAGCUGGCUCAUGGUAAAGGUGAAUCUUCUAAGUUAAGCCCAAAAUGGGACGGUCCGUUUGAGGUAGUAGACUUACCGACAUCAGUAAAUAUCAAAAUUCAGCAAGGAAAUCGUACUAAAAUAAUUCACAAAAAUUUAACUAAACCAUUUGUUCCUAAAUAAAGACAAUAAUUAUUGUCAUUUCACAUUUCUAGGUUUCCAUUCUUUUUGAGGGUUUUAUUACUCUUUCUGGCAUCCAAUCCAGUUUUGGCUUCACUAUAUGAAACAUCGUCAAUCAAGGAAAAUGUUAUUAUUGAAGAUUGCGGCUCAUUACACAUCCAUACGUCAGAUAUUCACCUAAUAACGAGAUUUCCUAUUUCAAAGUUUGCAGAUCAUACUAAUGACUUGGGACACAUGUUAGACGCUAUGAACUCUAUUUGUUUACAGAUAACAAGAUUUACGAAUACCUCUUAUUGUAUAUCAAUAACGUCUCAGAUGAAUUUUAUGUACAAAAAUCUUUUAUCCCAAAAUCAGUUACUUAAACAUUUAAAAUUUCACCGAUCGAAACGUGGUCUUUUCGAUGGCAUUGGAACAGCUUUCAAAUGGUUAAUCGGAACAUUAGAUGAGAACGAUGCUCAGGAUUUUAAUUCAAAAAUUUCUUUCUUGCAAAAUAAUACACAAAAAGUUAUUGAAAAAUUUAAUGCUCAAACAAUAAUCAUGAAAAAUGCUCUUUCAACACUGUAUUCUCACGAUAAAGAAAUUGCCUUACACCUUAAUAAUAUAAAAAACCAAACUUUAAAUCUGAAAAAUGAUGUUAACACUCUUAAAAAUUUACUUAAACAAGAGUUAGUUAAAGAACAACAAGUAAAAAUCCAAAUGCAUUUUAAUGAACUAUCUACUUCUGUAGUUAUUACAACCUUUCUAAUGAAAGAUCAGAUCGAUCAUAUUGCGGAUAUCCUGUUAUCCACAAGUGACAAUCGAAUUCACCCUUCAAUUUUAAAUCCUAAUGAUUUAGUCGAAGAAUUACGCAAUGCGCAUUUACCACUUUCAGAUGCCUCCACAACCAUUUACGCGUUAGAAAAUGAUAAUGCUUUUAAACUUCUGAAAUUGAUUACAAUGCAUGCUUAUAUUUUGGAUAGUUUUGUGCUAUUCAAAUUCGACUUACCACUGGUUAGCCGAGACAAUUUUGCUUUGCACAAAAUAUCAUCUAUUCCCGAAGUUUUAAAUUCUACGUCAUAUUUAGAGAUGAUAGUAGAUCAUAAAUUUAUAGGUGUUAACGAAUUUAAAUACAUUUUACUCACAAUGCAUGAAUUACAGACCUGUACGAUUCUUGAUAACUCAAUGUACUUGUGUGAAUACGAACACCCGAUUUAUAAAUCCCCAUCAAAUCCGAGUUGCGAAUAUCAAUUAUAUCUUGAUGGAAAUGCAAUGCUUUGUAAAAGAGCGGUAAUGAAACUUAAUCAUGAAAUUUGGAUCCCCUUAUUUAAGAAAAACGUUUGGGUUUAUGUAUUACCAAAUAUAACAAAUGUAUUUUUGAACUGUAAUAAGAGUAAAGAAAAAAUUACCCUAAAAAAUACUGGAAUUUUAAGAGUUAACAAAACUAUUGAGGGAAAUUGUAAAAUCAUAACAGAUCAAAUUGUAAUUCAAAUUUUCAAAGAAUAUCCUAUUGAUUUCAAUUUCACUAUGUUUCACACAGAUAAUGUAGAUAUGACCAAAGACACCCCAAAAUUAUUCCAUAAUCAAUCAGAAACUUUAAAUUUUACAGAAUAUGAUAUCAAAGUAUUAAAAGACUUGAAUUUUAACAAAGAUAUUGAAAAAGAAGUAAAUUCGUUAAAUAAAAUUGAUUAUAUUGAUUUCCACGAUAUUCACCAUUAUACAGUUAUUUACUGUGUGCUUGUAAUAGGAAUAAUUAUAGUUUCCUUCAUGUAUUACAAGAAAAAACAGAAAGAAAAAGUUUCAAAAUGUGCAUUACAAAAUGUAUCAAUCGCAACCCCUCAAAAUAUACAAAACCACAGUGCACAGAAUAUGUUGAAUGAACCUAUAUAUGGAUCUGUUUAAUUAAGUCACUAAAAUUUUAAAACAAAAAAAAAAAAAAAACAAGAACAAGCUAUAACUUUUUUCUCUUUUCUUAAUUAAAUUAGUAAAAAAAAAAAAAUAAUAAUCAUUAAUAAUAAUAAAUAUAUAAUCAUUUUUUCUGAUCAUUAGGAAAUGAUCUUUUUCACAAGGGGGAGGAAUGUUGUAAAGCAGUUAAAAUGCCACAAUAUUAAUAUGCACACUCUCUGCAGACGCUUAUGAAGCGAAAAAAUACACGCGCUGCAGAGAGUGUGCAUAAUCAGCAGAUCUGUCCAACAAAAGAAUGCCCUGUUGCUAAUGUAUAAUCAAGAAAUAAAGUUAGUUGUUUUUAGAAGUUAUUCCGGUGCAGUUCUCUCUCAUCGUCUUCUUCCUACCGAAGAACCGAAGUGCCACCCAAUAGUU
Messenger RNA from Phlebotomus papatasi, 2771 nucleotides. RefSeq lists its product as uncharacterized. Lineage: Eukaryota; Metazoa; Arthropoda; Insecta; Diptera; Psychodidae. The record is from RefSeq and is a predicted model, not a curated record. Bases 711 to 2354 code for a protein of 547 amino acids. The transcript has a single exon.